AUGGCGGAGCCGUCGAGCCCUGUUCGUGGCGCGGCGUCGCCCGAGCAGGAGUCGUUCGGCGCCAGGCCGGCCCCGGAGGCGAAGGUUUCUCGUGGGUCCCAGCCAGCCGCCAAGAAGAUGAAGGGAGCCGAUGAGAGGAGCCUGAAGGGCACUAAGCGCGUCAACGGUGAAGGGGGCGGUGGUGGCGGCAACGGUGGGAGCGGCAAGCAGUCGCUGCCGCUGCCAGCGGUCGUGCCGAGCUACAGCAACCCCGCGGCGUGGGGCUUCCCCGCGCUCCCUUCUGGCCCCUCCGGGAGCGCGGGGGGCUUCGCUUUCCCUUCUCAGCUGCCCCGGAAGCUGCUGUCGCCCGCCGUUUUGCUGCCGUCGUCCGCCUCCCCCUCCUGUUCCUACCAGCAGCACCAGCACCGCCACCACCGGCACCGCCUGGCUCUGGCCGUCGAGGCGGGAGGCUGUGGUAGCGGCGGGGCGGCCGGCGCUGGCGGCGGGAGCGCCAAGCCGAAGAGGCCCAAGGAAAAGCGGGACAAGGAGAGGAGGAAGCACGGGGCCCUGCCCGUGAUCGCGGCGGUGGGAGAUGGCGGCGGGGGCCUGAGUGCGGCAGGCCGGGAGGAGAACGGAGAGGUGAAGCUGCUGUUGCCGAAAGCUCAAAUCAAAGACAAAAUUAAAGAAAGGGAAAAGAAGCAAAAAGAGAAGAAGAAGCACAAAAUAAUGAAUGAAAUCAAGAAAGAAAAUGGAGAGGUCAAAUUAUUGCAGAAAGGUGGGAAGGAGAAACCAAAAACCAAUGUAGAAGAGCUACAGAUUAAAAAAGUUAAGAAGAAAAAGAAAAAGAAACAUAAAGAGAAUGAGAAGAAGAAGCGUCCAAAAAUGUACAGCAAAUCCAUUCAGACCAUCUGCUCAGGAUUGGUUUCUGAUAUUGAGGAUCAGGAAGCCAAAGGCAUCAUAGAUGAUCAUCUUAAGGAUUUCAAUGGGAAAAAUAUGGAUCCCAAGAAGGACUGUGAGUCCAAGAUACCAGAGAACAGUGAGUUUCCAUUUGUCUCGUUAAAGGAGCCACGGGUUCAAAAUAAACUCAAAAGGUUGGACACAUUGGAGUUCAAACAGCUGAUUCAUAUUGAGCACCAGCCUAACGGAGGUGCAUCAGUUAUCCAUGCCUACAGUAAUGAACUCUCCCACUUAUCUCCUGUGGAGAUGGAGAGAUUUGCAGAAGAGUUUGUGGGUCUGGUUUUUAGUGAAAAUGAAAACUGUGCAGCUUACUAUGUAAUGGGUAUUGUUCAUGGGGCAGCUACUUAUUUACCUGACUUUUUAGACUACUUUUCGUUUAAUUUUCCCAAUUCACCAGUGAAAAUGGAGAUUUUGGGAAAGAAAGAUAUAGAGACAACGACUAUGUCAAAUUUUCAUGCUCAGGUAAAAAGAACAUACUCUCAUGGUACGUAUAGAGCUGGCCCAAUGAGACAGAUCAGCCUGGUUGGAGCAGUUGAUGAGGAAGUGGGGGAUUACUUCCCUGAAUUCCUUGAUAUGUUGGAAGAAUCACCCUUCUUAAAAUGUACACUGCCAUGGGGAACACUUUCUAGUUUAAAAUUAGAGAGUCGUAAAGACAGUGAUGAUGGUCCCAUUAUGUGGGUACGUCCAGGAGAACAGAUGAUCCCUGUGGCUGACAUGCCAAAGUCACCUUUCAAAAGAAAGAGAACUACCAAUGAAAUAAAAAACUUGCAGUACCUACCUCGAACCAGUGAACCCCGUGAAAUGCUAUUUGAAGACCGGACACGAGCCCAUGCAGAUCACAUAGGACAAGGUUUUGAACGACAGACUACAGCUGCUGUGGGAGUAUUGAAGGCUGUGCACUGUGGAGAGUGGUCUGAGCAGCCUCGUAUAACCAAAGAUGUAAUUUGUUUUCAUGCUGAAGACUUCUUAGAGGUAGUUCAGCGAAUGCAAUUAGAUUUGCAUGAGCCUCCACUCUCACAGUGUGUCCAGUGGGUUGAUGAUGCAAAACUUAAUCAACUGCGAAGGGAAGGCAUUCGAUAUGCCAGAAUUCAGUUAUUCGAUAAUGACAUUUAUUUUAUCCCAAGGAAUGUUGUGCACCAGUUCAAAACAGUUUCAGCUGUGUGCAGUUUGGCUUGGCACAUCCGGCUGAAGCUAUAUCAUUCAGAGGAAGAACUUUCUCAAAAUACAAGUACUGUUGAAGCAGGGACCUCUGCAGACCCCAAGUCUUCGGUUAUUGGACUUCAGACUGACAGCAGAAUUUGUACGAUGAGCAAAAAUACCUCCGAAGACACCAAAUUUUCAGAUGUUCUGCAGACAAAGUAUCUGCAGCAGGAAUUUAUGCCGAUAAAACACGAACCUAUUGCAUCUCACCGAAUAAAGGAAGAACCCAUGAAUGUUGAUCUUGCUGAAAAGCCAGUGGCACCUAAUGACAUCGGGGGCCAGAAUGUUCAGACUAGAUUGGACCACGUUGAAUUGACGGCAUUUAAGUUGGAAAUGGAUUCUAAGUUUGAACCUGGCAACAAGGACUUACAAGGCAAGUUGUGCCCUGGAGGUCAUAUACAUCCAGAUGAUACAAGACAACAUAGUUCAUCAUACCCAAAACUGCAUGGACAAAGAGAGGAUGAUUUUUUGUGCUAAAUUUGUAUAUAUGGUUUUAAAUUCCUUUUUAAACUUAAUGAUGUAAUAAUGUAAAGAUUCAUAAAUUCUGUGAGGCAAGUUUGUGACUUGCCUUCGCAUCUGUUACAGAAAAUAGUUAUGUAGCUUUGUAACAUUCCUCAGUGCCUGUCCAUAACUGUGAAGUAUCAAAGCACUUAGGGCCAGAUGCACUGUAAACACUGCAGGUUUAACAUAAAGAAGUCUUUAAAUAAUUUUGAGUUGUAGGUUUUAGAGUAGAGCUGACAUUUAACAUAUAUAUUUUUUGUAAGAUGAGCCAGAAUUCUUUUUGACAAUUCCAGGCUUUUCCAUAGAGCUUAUUUAUACCAAUUUUUUCAUUUUAAAUGUGUCAGCACUGUAGUGUAAAUAUCUUUUUUAAAAAUCUUUUUAGUGUGAUUUAUACUGAAAUGUGAGCCACUUAAUAAAGGUUCAUAAUAACA
Molecule: messenger RNA, 3068 nt
Organism: Gymnogyps californianus (California condor)
Lineage: Eukaryota; Metazoa; Chordata; Aves; Accipitriformes; Cathartidae
Gene: RSBN1L
Product: round spermatid basic protein 1 like
Exons: 8
Coding region: 1-2613 (870 amino acids)
Cellular component (GO): nucleus
Source: RefSeq, a predicted model, not a curated record